AUGGCCACUUAUCUCGUUACCGGUGUUAGCCGUGGCCUCGGGUUCGAGUUUCUGAGGCAGUUGUCUGCUGAGCCAAACAACCUCGUCGUCGGACUCGUCCGCGAUCAAGCCGCAACACUUGCCAAAGUCGAGGCUGAGCUGGCAUCUCCGAGCAACGUCCACAUUCUCCAAGCAGACAUUGCCGACUACGCCUCGCUCAAGAGCUCCGUGGAUAAAAUUGCCGACAUCACUGGCUCCAAGAUCGAUUACAUCAUUGCCAAUGCUGCGCUCGUUUCCCGCUGGUCGGCGUACAAGGACAUUGGCAGCCUUGGCAGCGACCCGGACGGCCUUGACAACGACCUCCGACGCUCAUUCGACAUCAACGUCAUAGGCAACAUCCACCUAUUCAACUUGUUCAUGCCAUUUGUUCUCAAUGGUAGAGUGAAGAAAGUCGUUGCCCUGUCCACCGGCAUGGCUGAUCUCGAUCUCGUCAACGACUACUCGAUCCAGGUGGGUGCGCCCUACUCAAUCAGCAAAGCGGCCUUGAAUCUUGCCGUGGCAAAGUUCAAUGCCCGGUACAAACGAGAAGGGGUCUUGUUUUUGAGCAUUUCCCCUGGAUUUGUUGAAACGGGCCAGGACCAAGAUGCUACCGAGGAGGAAAAACGCGAAACCGCCGCAAUGGGCGCUGCUUUUGCAAAGUACGCACCGCAUUUUACCGGCCCGGACACACCGGAGGCUUCGGUCAAAAAUGUCUUGCGGGUUAUUAGCACAGCGAGCGUGGAAACAGGACACGGCGGCGCCUUCAUCUCCCAUCUCGGAAACAAGCAAUGGUUGUGA
Molecule: messenger RNA, 816 nt
Organism: Akanthomyces muscarius
Lineage: Eukaryota; Fungi; Ascomycota; Sordariomycetes; Hypocreales; Cordycipitaceae
Exons: 5
Coding region: 1-816 (271 amino acids)
Molecular function (GO): oxidoreductase activity, acting on the CH-OH group of donors, NAD or NADP as acceptor
Source: RefSeq, a predicted model, not a curated record